Molecule: messenger RNA, 3503 nt
Organism: Manduca sexta (tobacco hornworm)
Lineage: Eukaryota; Metazoa; Arthropoda; Insecta; Lepidoptera; Sphingidae
Gene: NGR-A20
Product: sex peptide receptor
Exons: 7
Coding region: 246-1511 (421 amino acids)
Biological process (GO): G protein-coupled receptor signaling pathway
Cellular component (GO): membrane
Molecular function (GO): G protein-coupled receptor activity
Source: RefSeq, a predicted model, not a curated record
GUCAGUGUGGCAAAGAACGUCGGGCCGACCGAUCGGCCGCGCGAGCGCGCUCACAUUUCCGCGAGUUUUCUAAUAGUCAUAUACAGAAAAGGUUUGAGUUAAACACUGGAUUGUAUUUUAUUUAACGACAAUAAUGCGUCCAUUUAAUGUCAGAGUAAAUUCUGCGAAGAAGGUAACAUAUAUCCAACAGAAUCUAUUUUUAAUAGAAUAUAGUGUUGUGUAAUGACGAAACGAUCGCAAUCAAAAUGUUGGCCUCUCAAAAUGACACAUUUGCUGCAAACGGCAGCUACAAUUUCCUGGACGAUCCACGUCUCAUAUUAUUAUUGAAGCACAAAGCCAACUACAGUACAAAUAUUGGUGAAGUCCUAAGAGUAUUGGAAGAUAUGCGCAACAGAUAUAACAUAUCCGUGGUGAAGGAAUGCGAACGUUCAGAAUAUUGCUCCGGAGAAUUCAGUGAUUUGAUUCUCGCUUACAAUAACAUUCAUGGAUAUGUCAGUUUGUUGGUCUGCAUCUUCGGGAGUUUGGCGAAUGCUUUAAACGUGGCAGUGUUGACACGAAGAGAUUUGGCAGUCGCUCCUAUCAACAGGCUGCUCAAGUGGCUGGCGGUCGCUGACGUAUUUGUCAUGAUUGAGUACGUGCCUUUCGCUGUGUAUCAAUACCUGCUGUUUCCAGGGCAAGAGGAGCGUCCGUACUCGUGGGCGGUAUACAUGCUGUUUCACAUGCACUUCACACAGAUCCUGCACACCGCGUCUAUAUUCCUCACGCUAUCUCUGGCCGUCUGGCGGUACAUAGCGAUCAAAUAUCCUUCGCACAGCCCAGCUCUUUGUACUGAUCGAAGAUGCUCUUUGGCGAUAUUACUCAGCUUCGGUCUUCCGCCUGUAUUAUGUAUACCCUCAUAUUUUGUAUUCACGAUACACAAAGACUUCACAUUCGACAAAACAAAUCUACCGUCUAAAGUAUAUUUCGUCGACUCGAAUUUCGACGGAAAUCUGUACCAGAUCAAUUUCUGGGUUCAUGCCGUUCUGAUCAAACUCCUUCCUUGUGUCAUCCUGACUGUGAUAAGUGCGUGGCUGAUUCGCGCACUUUAUCGAGCAAACAGUAGAAAAAAGGCUCUUAAGGGGUACAGCGCUUGCCCUGCCAAUACCGUUGUUAAUGGUAACGGCAAUAUCUUCGCAAAGCGUUCCACAAAGAGGUCGAAAGCAGAAAGAAGGACGGAUCGCACCACUAAGAUGCUGGUCGCGGUUUUGCUCCUGUUCUUAUUAACUGAGUUCCCUCAAGGCAUAUUGGGCCUCUUGAGCGGCGUUCUCGGCAGAUGUUUCUUCAAACGAUGCUACAACCUUUUCGGCGAGUUAAUGGACGCCUUAGCGCUUCUCAACGGUGCGAUAAACUUCGUGCUGUACUGUUCAAUGUCAAGACAAUUCCGCACCACCUUCGGGCAGAUGAUGCGGAACCGGUGCGGCUCCACUCAGAGAGCGAAUUCACAUACCGAACUACAAACGACUUAUGUGUAACGGCGGGGCGGAAGGGCUCAGACCCUGGUUUAGAAUGCAGGAAUUUCGUGCUGUAGAUUACAAGAACUUUGUGCUGUAGAUUACAAGAACUUCGUGCUGUAGAUUACAGGAACUUUGUGCUGUAGAUUACAGUUACUUAGUGUUGUAGAUUACAGGAACUUUGUGCUGUAGAUUACAGGAACUUCGUGCUGUAGAUUACUGGAAAUUUAAUGUUAUAGGUUACAGAAACUCGGAAAAUAUAAGUGAAUUGUGCAAGUGGUUAUAGAGUGUGUGCGUUUGAUUAAAAUAAGAAUUGUCCACGUUAAAAGUUAUUGUACUUUAAAAUCUAUAAAAACAUUUUUCGAUAUAAUUGACAAAUGCUUCACGCCAAGAUUUUUUAUUAAUGUUACUGUAAGCGAAUAAAAAGAUGAGAUAAUGCUUAAUGUGUUAUCAAGAUUUCCUGAUAUUACUUACGAAAUGUACAAAUUAAAAUUAUAAUACAAUCUUCCUUAGUCCUAAGAAUGCUGUUUUUUUCUUUGCUUGGCGAUAUUAAAUAUAUUAAAUAUUGUUAAAUAACUCAUACAAAUGUGAAAAUAAUUGUCUACUCUUUAACAUAGUAAGUAUAUAUUGUAUUUUUUUUAAAUAGCAUCUACUAUUGCGGCAUCGUACUUAGAUAAAGAAACCUUCGCGGUGAUAUUUCCGAUUGUGAACUGUACAUUAACACAUUAUAAGUUUGAAAAUAUUUUGACCAACAUUUUAAAUACACCGCCCUUAAGACCUCUGGACGCUAUUAAAACAUUGCCUACGCUGUUCAUAUAAAUGUAUUAUAUUUAAAACAUUAGGGCUUCAUAGAAUUCAGUCUUAAAGUAUUAAGAAUUUUUCUUACCUAGUGACGAAGUAAUCAUUUAGGGCGUAAAUUAGGAAGAUUUGACGACAAAACGACGGUAUUUUUUUCGUCACUAGUGGCAAAGUGUUAUUUUGGGCGUAGAAUUGAAAGAUUCAAAGGCAAACCGAAGGUAUUUUCCUACUUAUAUGUAGGUCAGCAACGUAUUCCCAAAUUCACUGACACUGUGUACAGACAGUGGUUGUCCUUUGUCAUCAAGAGACAUCCGCUACUAUUCAUAAAUAUUCCUGGUCAUAGAAACUGGGGCAGGUCUUUGAUGAAGUUGUCCGAUAACCAGGUCCAUGUGGCGGGAAGAAGGAUAAGGACUGACUUGGAUAGAAAAAUAUUUCGUACAAGAGGCCUACACUCAACAUUGGGCGGAUAUAUAAUGCUGGUGGUAGGAUAUAUUUUAUAUCCGCCCGGAUAGCGAUCACCGUAUACAUAUAGGUUGAAGAAACAGAUUUAGUUAAGGACACAGCAAUGCUUUGAUUAAAGUCUAUUCUAAGUGCUUCGAUAUGAAAAUUUCAAAGUGCGUAUGCAUAGGAUAGAACGGGGUUCUGCGAUUAGUUACAUUGAUAUGAUGAGGUUAUACUGAUAUACAACUUUAGUUCAUUCAGCCAGCUGUCAUCUAAACAAAGCAAUGUCUAUGAAACCUAAAAAUAACUACUAUGAAAUUGCCAACUCUAUGAGAUUUUGUCCUCGUAGUAAUUUGUGAAUAAUGGGUGUUCAUGAUAAUCAAUAAAUCAUGCUAGGUUCACUAAGUUACAUAUUUAGAAAUCUCAUGUUUUUACAACAUCCAAAAACCAUAACUUUAACAAUAAAACUUUGAAUUAAUUUCAACAAAAUCGAAUGAGUGAAAAACACUCUUAUUCCAAAUAUAUAACUCAUAUUGUUUAUUAUAACCUACGGAGAUCCACGAAGUUCGCUAACUCUACUACAUUUCAUUACUUAGUAACAAUAGAGUUAUAUUAAAUAACUUUUAACAGUGAAAUAAAAAAACGUCUCGUUCCAAAUAUAGCAUUAUAUUGUUUACUGUACACCCACUCAGAGUAUUAAUUCUAAUUUGUAUUAAAGCUAUAAAUAAAUUUCGUGUAUAUUUUAUUAUAUAAAUAAAAUUAGUUUUCGGAUUU